Messenger RNA from Schizophyllum commune H4-8, 1635 nucleotides. RefSeq lists its product as uncharacterized. NCBI's taxonomy places the organism in Eukaryota, Fungi, Basidiomycota, Agaricomycetes, Agaricales, Schizophyllaceae. The record is from RefSeq and is a predicted model, not a curated record. Gene Ontology annotation, molecular function: serine-type endopeptidase activity. The transcript has 6 exons. Bases 163 to 1635 code for a protein of 490 amino acids. Gene Ontology annotation, cellular component: membrane.
GGUCACCAAGAAUUCGGAGAACGCCGCGGGUGAUCAAGCGCGUGGGAAAGCGGCGUCAACGGCGCGCCCACCCGCCGCCGCCGUUUGCGCGUCUCGGCAUCGAACCUUCCAUCCCUUGCGCUCGCGUUCUCCGAGCAAACACAGAUCCUUUCCCCGACCUCUAUGUGGCUGGGCCCGGCCCGUGCAGGGGCAUUCGGUAUACUAAGAGCCUCCCCCCUUCUCCCAUGUCGCACAUUCAGCGCGCGAGCUUUCGUGGGGGCGCCGCGGGUUCCCUCCCCGUACCGGCAGUUCUCAUGGACUCGGAAUCUAGCGGCUAGGAUACCACCGGGUAAUAGGCAUACGAGGGAUGGCCCUCCCGAGCUGGAGAGGCUCUCGGAAACUGUCCGAGAGCAGGCGCAGGCUGAACAAGCUGAAGAGCUCGGGACUUUCUACGAGACGGUGGCGAGGCCGGGGGUGGCGAGACAGGUUUUGUGGUUUGUUGGCUUCAGUGCCUUCGCAUUCUCCACUGCUGCCUGGCUCACCGAGCGAUCUACGAACUACUGGGUCGAUACUAUCCGCUAUGGGUCCAGCUGGGUAGCUGUGACCAAUCUAAACCUGCGUAUCAAGCAGCAGCAGGCUCUAGUAGAGAAACUGCGCGGAUACCACCGGUCCAUACAUAGCUUCCUGAGCGCAUUCCCAAUUACCGUGCGCGCCAAUGUCAGCAAGCUCUUCGUCACCAUUUUCCAACCCAUCGCGGACGCUAGCGCGCCGAAGAAGGCCGUGUGGAAGGUGGUCGCGGCCACGAGCGUGGUCUUUAUCCUGCAGAAUAUCCCGCGGUUCCAGCCGUUCAUGCGCAAAUACUUCGUGCACAGCGCGCUGUCGGGCAUGUCCAUCACAAUGCUUACCUCGACGUUCGCCCACGCUGAGAUCAUCCACUUCUUGGUCAAUAUGUUCGCCCUUGAGGGCUUCGGUUCGUCCACGGCGGUACACUUCAUGAAGAGGGCCGAUCUGGACGAGGUGCACGGCCUUUUCGAGGCGUCUCCAUUCUGGCAUUUCGUCGCCUUCUUCUGCGUUGCCGGCGCGUUCUCCUCCCUCACGCAACACGUCGUGCAAGUAAAGGUCACCUACCCGCGCCUCAUCCGCCAGUACGCCGCCGCGCUUGCGCGCCAGGCCGCCACCGCCGCCUCCGCCGUCGGCCGCACGAAGACUUGGGCCGAUGCCGUUCAGCGCGCCACCCCCGCGCGCCGACGCUGGUUCCCACGUCCCACCCCGAUCGAGAAGACCCCGGUGUCCGAGGUCCAGGUCCUGCAGGGCAAGCUGAAGCGGGCGCUGCUGCCCAGCUUGGGCGCUUCGGGCGCGGUGUACUCCUGCCUGGUCAUCACAGCGCUCGCGUUCCCCAACGCCGAGGUCGCGCUGUUCUUCCCGCCCGGUUUCUCGAUGAACAUUCAGACGGGCGUCGCCGGCGCUAUAAUUUUCGACCUCACUGGCAUCAUUCUUGGCUGGUCAUUCAUGGCACAUUGGGCGCAUUUGGGCGGCGCGCUGUUUGGGUACCUCUACUACUACUAUGGGCCGGAUCUCUGGAGCGACUUGCGGCGCGAAGUGCACGCAAUGGCCCUCAGGUCACAGGGCGACGGACCGGUGAAGAGGCUAGCAUGA